Molecule: messenger RNA, 857 nt
Organism: Trametes versicolor FP-101664 SS1
Lineage: Eukaryota; Fungi; Basidiomycota; Agaricomycetes; Polyporales; Polyporaceae
Exons: 2
Coding region: 55-756 (233 amino acids)
Molecular function (GO): FMN binding
Source: RefSeq, a predicted model, not a curated record
GUACAACGUCUCCAAAGCAUUGCACAAUAGCUCGCCUCAGUCGACUCUCGCGCUAUGUCUGCUGCUCCAAGAUGGGUCGAAGCGAUCAACAAGGCUCUCAGCCACCCCGAUAACAAGGGGAAAGUCAUUUACCAGGUCGCGACUGUCGACGCGCGCAAUGUACCCCACGUCCGUUCCCAGGUGCACCGGGCCUUUAUGAACCCAGAGGGUCGCCCAGAUUUUCCAGUCCUGGUCACCUCAACGGACGCGCGCAGCCCCAAAGUCGCGCAGGUCCGCGCGAAUCAGCGCGUCGAGCUCGCAUGGUGGAUGGAGGGCUCACAGGACCAAUUUCGUCUCUCCGGCUUCGUGCGCAUCUUCCCUUCGGCAUCCGCACCCGGGGACACAUCUCCUACGCCCGUCCCCUCUGGAGCGAUCGCAUUCAAGACGCUCGAGGACCAGGGCUUCGACUGGGACGCAAAGCGCAUCGAGCUGUACAACACGAUGAGCCCGGGCAUGCGCGCGAGCUGGUGUUCCCCUCAUCCUCCGGGUUCGCCGCUCGCGAGCACCGACGAGCAGAAAUCAUGGCCCAGCAAGGUCCCCUCGGAGCCCGAGAGCGAAGAGGACCAGAAGAACGCGGCGACAGCACUGAGCAACUUCGCGCUCAUGCUCUUCGAGCCGAUAGAGGUGGACUGGGCGGCGCUGGGGGUACUGCCGAACCGCCGCACCAUCUUCACCAGGGACGGUGAUAAGUGGAAAGAGCAGUCUGUGGUUCCUUAGGUCGUCUAAGUGAGUCUGGCUUUGAUUUGGUAAGGACGUAUGGCGGCUGUAUGUCUAGGGAGCAGAAGUGGAUGUACACUACCCCGUGUGUUGUAUCGAGU